AAAACGCAGAACGCAGCAGGACGUUGUUUCCAUGGAAACCAGUGCAACCAGGAAGUAGGCGUGAAGUCAUGUCCAGGUCUGUGAUGAAGCCCCUGGACAUUGGAGCGUCUCUCCCCGAGUCUCUCUCAAUGCUGCACCAACGCCUCCUGGUAGUUGAGGGACAGGGGGCGGAGCUAGCAAAGAAGCUGGGUGUCUCUGGAGAUGAGCUAGGGGCGGAGUUUAUGGACAGCUCACGAUCUGAGGCUCUGGUGGCAAGAAUGUGUCGAAUUGAGAGUCUCUUACACACACUGAGGCUGAGCGUGUUCCGUAUCGAGACGGCGAGAGAACUCAACUCAUCCCACACAGUGCAUUUGCAGGAGCAGCUCAUGGCUCUUCAGGAGCAGUAUGAGGAGGAGCAGCGCUCCUCACAGAGGGAGGUGAAGCGUCUGAGGGAUCAGCUACAGCAGGAGAGAGAGGAGGCACAGAGGGAAGCGCACACACUGCGGGAACAGCUGCACAUCUUGCACUGCUCUCAAAUGGACAACGCUGUAGCAGCAGAAGAGAUAAAGAAGGUCAAAGUUCAGCUGAGCCGGAAGCUCCAUCAGAUGAAGGAGGAGCUGGUGCGGGAGACGGCGGCCUGUCUGGAGGCUAAGCAAUCCCAUGAUGCACUGCUGCAGAGAGUGAAGGAGAUGGAAGGAGAGAUGGAGAGAGAGAAAGAACAGGUGAAGCUUCUUCAAGCCGAUUGCCAUUCCCUAGACGCUGAAGGACAGGAGGUGAGGGCGGAGCUAGAGGAGAAGGUGGAGCUUAUACAGAGCUUGCAGGAAGAGUGUCAGCAGCUGAGGCAGCAGUUCGAGGAGAAGGACAUUCUUACAUCAGACUUGUUUGCUGAGUUAAAGAAUGUGAGAAUAACUCUGCAGAAGCAGCAGCAGGAGAACAGUACACUCCUCAGGAGCAGAGAAGAACUGAGAGCAACUACAGAUAAAGUUCAGGCACUGAAUGAUCAGUUAGAGGCUCAGUGCGCUGACCUGAGUUCAGCUCUUCGCUCUCUUACUGAAGAGAAAGCACAACUGCAGGCCACUCUGAAGAUAGAGCAGGAGCACACUGUCCAACAUCUGAAGGAUGCUGACCUGCAGUUAGACGCAGCCAAGAGGAACAUCCAGCGUGAAGUGCAGGAAGCUCGAGCAGACAGACGUCUGCUAAAUAAAGAACUUAAAACUCUGAGGGUGGACCAUAGCAGACUGCAGCAGAGCUCAACUGCUGCCUUGGAUGCUGCUGUCAAUCAUCAGGAGCUGCUGGAGCGCAAGCUCCAGAGAUUGCGGGAGGAGCUGUGCAAGGCAAUUAAAGAGGGCGAGACCAUGCGGAAAGAGAAGGGGGAGGUUUGUGCGGAGCUGGAGGGUGUGAGAACAAACUACAAAAGCCUGCAGGAGCAACUCAAACAGGUGCAGGAAGAGUUAAAGGUGACGGAGUGCCAGAUGUGUGUGUUGCGUUCAGAGAUAGAAUACAUUCAGCGAGAGAACCUCAUGCUGAAAGAUCAGCUACACAACGCACACAUGAAGAAAACUGAGACUCUACAAACUGAACUGGAAGAUAAACUGGAUGAGUUACAUACACUUGGGAGUCAGAGAGAGGCGGAGCUACACAAGGCAAAACAAGAAAUUAACCAACUGACCAAGCAAGUUGACAAACUCCGGAGAGCAAAGCAUCAUGGGAGGAUGUCAGCUCAGCGGGAAGUGUGUGAGGUGCCUAACAUACCUCUCUCUCUCUCUCUCUCUCUCUCUCAAUUGUGAAAUGACGUUGCGUCUCUGCAGGCUAAGCUGCUCGAUGUCUCCUCCAGCCAGCAGGAGGAGCUGCAGACAGAAAGACGCCUCACACACACACUGCAGAAGAAAUGCCAGAUGUUGGAGGCGUGUGUGGUGAAGCUGAAAGAGGAAAGGGAUGAAGUUGAACGGAAGAUGAAGGAGGUCCAACUCGAGUCCCAGCAGAUUUCGGAGAACCUGCAGGAGGCGCACAGCUGGUUCCGCUCCAAAUUCGACAGCUUGAAAAGUGGAUCAGAUCACAAGGAGCGAACCGGAUAUGAGACUUCACCUGCACAGGAUCCCAGUGAGAUGGUGUGUGUGACCGGGCCUGAGCCUGAGCUGGAACGCUGGGCUUUUACACUACAACGCUGGGAGAUGAAGAAAGAGCUGGACCACAUGGCUAACGGCUAUAAAACUGCAGCACAAUCACACUCGCUGACAUAACACACACACACACACACACACACACACACACACACACACACACACACACACACACACUAUAGAAAAGUGCCUCAGUUGUACAGGAACACAAGAAGCUCCUGUAUGUCCUCAGGAUCACAUAUAUUUAUUUACUGUUAAAACAGAUCAUUUAUUUUUGUAGCAAAUUAAAUAAUUAUGAGUGUAUUUUUCUGUGAUAGAUUCCGUCACCUGUCCAGGGUGAAUCCUGCCUCUCACCUGAAGUCACCUGGGAUUGGCUCCAGCUCACACACAACCCUGAUGUGUUAAUAAGUGCUAUAGAUAAUGAAUGGAUGAAUGGAUGGAUGGAUGGAUGGAUGGAUGGAUGGAUGGAUGGAUGGAUGGAGAAACCUAACACACAUACUCUAUUAGGGUUGUUAGAAAUUACAUUGGUGCUUGAAAGUUUGUGAACCCUUUAGAAUUUUCUAUAUUUCUGCAUAAAUAUGACCUAA
Messenger RNA from Neoarius graeffei (lesser salmon catfish), 2686 nucleotides. RefSeq names its product coiled-coil domain containing 150 (gene ccdc150). NCBI's taxonomy places the organism in Eukaryota, Metazoa, Chordata, Actinopteri, Siluriformes, Ariidae. The transcript is spliced from 19 exons. The record is from RefSeq and is a predicted model, not a curated record.